Messenger RNA from Rotaria sp. Silwood2, 873 nucleotides. Lineage: Eukaryota; Metazoa; Rotifera; Eurotatoria; Philodinida; Philodinidae. The record is from the annotation of a GenBank genome assembly.
AUGAAUCCUACUUCAAUUGACUUUCUUGCUUGUUUAAAAAAAGCAAACGUCAAUAUCACAGAGUUAUGGAAAGUUGAAUCUAAUCAAACAGAUAAACUCGAUGCUGCACGAGAUCAAUAUGAAGCUGCUAUUGAACAUAGUGGCGAUACUGUAGCACCAAUAAAAUUACUUGAAGAUAAUGUUUCGUUGAAUUUAGCAUUAUCUCAUGCUAUCGGAUUUAAGAUCAACGAAGUGAACAAAAGAAAUAGUGACGAUAAAAUGGAGGAAAAUCCUCCAAAUCGAAGACUCAAAUUAUUUUUGGAUAAAGGUGUAGAAGAUGAAUUUGUUGAAACAGGAAAUAUUGUAUUUAUCUAUACAUCAAAAAUAGAUGUUGAUGAAGCAACAUCAAUUAAUUAUGUGGAAUCCUUUUAUGUUUUAUUAAUACCUGGAAAAUAUGAAUGUGAUAAAAGUGAUUAUUAUAUAGCUAAAACACGUUUAAUUAAAGUGGAUAAAAACAAAUUACCAGCUAUUGAAAAAGAGUAUGUUUGGGCUUUUGUUGAAAAAACUGAUGAAAGUAUUGAAAAAGUUGUAGAUAAACUUCAAGAACUAUGUUAUCAAACAGCUACAGUUGAAACAUGCACAGCUGAAAUUAUUUAUAAUGCUGGAAUAGGUACAUAUAUUAUGGCUCAACACGAUAAAUAUCCUACAACUAUUAAUUAUACACUUGAAUCACCGUCGGAAAUAACUAUUGUACAACAUGUACUUAACAUUAAUAAAAUUGGUUUAUUACUUAUAGCUGUUGAAAAUCCUAGAAAAGAAAGUAAAACUGCUGCUAGUCUUACUCAACUAGCUGAAUUUCUUUCAAAAAUUCAAGAUAAAUUUGGUGAAUGUUAA